Messenger RNA from Lethenteron reissneri (Far Eastern brook lamprey), 3648 nucleotides. Its product is annotated as mitogen-activated protein kinase 14-like. The record is from RefSeq and is a predicted model, not a curated record. Gene Ontology annotation, molecular function: MAP kinase activity; ATP binding. Gene Ontology annotation, biological process: protein phosphorylation. NCBI's taxonomy places the organism in Eukaryota, Metazoa, Chordata, Hyperoartia, Petromyzontiformes, Petromyzontidae.
AUGGCAGGAUUCUCGGCGGCUGCGGCUGCCACGGGCUCGGCCUUGGACAGGCACCGCGCCAUGAAGGUUGCGGUGAAGAAGCUGUCGCGCCCGUUCCAGUCGCUGAUCCACGCCAAGCGGGCCUACCGCGAGCUGCGUCUUCUCAAGCACAUGAACCACGAGAACGUAAUUGGGCUGCUGGAUGUCUUCACACCUGACAAGUCUCUGGAUGUAUUCAACGACAUGUACCUGGUGACGCACCUGAUGGGCGCCGACCUCAACAACAUCGUCAAGUGCCAGAAGCUGACCGACGACCACGUGCAGUUCCUCGUCUACCAGACCCUUCGCGGCCUGAAGUACAUUCACUCGGCCGGAAUCAUUCACAGGGAUCUGAAGCCCAGCAACCUGGCGGUGAAUGAAGACUGUGAGCUCAAGAUCCUGGACUUUGGGUUGGCGCGGUUGACGGACGAGGAGAUGACUGGCUACGUGGCCACCCGCUGGUACCGCGCGCCCGAAAUCAUGCUCAACUGGAUGCACUACAACCAGACCGUGGACAUCUGGUCUGUGGGCUGCAUCAUGGCUGAACUCCUGACCGGACGGGCACUUUUCCCUGGGACUGACUACAUCGACCAGCUGAAGCUGAUUAUGCAACUGGUGGGGACACCUGGCCCUGAGCUCAUGCAAAAGAUUUCCUCUGACUCGGCCAGGAACUACAUCCAGUCGCUGCCCGUGAUGAAGAAACGCGACUUCCGGGACGUGUUUCUCGGGGCGAAUCCCAACGCGGUGGAGCUGCUGGAGCGCAUGCUGGUGCUGGACACCGAGCGGCGCGUGACGGCCAGCCAGGCGCUGGCGCACCCGUACCUGGCGCAGUACCACGACCCCGAGGACGAGCCCGAGGCGUCGCCCUUCGACGAGUCGCACGAGAACCGACUGCUCAGCAUCGACGAGAUUAAACAACUGGCCUUUGAAGAGAUCGUGAAUUACGUUCCGCCAGAGACGGAUGACAUGGAUAUGUAAGUGAUCUGGCGCCUUGGAGAGCGGUGAGGAGGAGGUGGUGGUGGUGAUGGUGGUGGGGGCAGGGUGGGUGGCAUCCUCGCAAUCUCGUCACCGCCGUCGGCCCCUUCCUAGAGGCGCGUCCAAAAAUUCUCGGACUGGAGUUUGUGAGUCGGCGGCGAUAUCCGUGACGUCACUCAAUUCUAAUUGGAGGCCGAUGCCAAGACCCCAGUUGUCAUCGGUCAGGGAGCGCAGGUGGGCAUUCUUCUUCUUCCUCCUCCUUGUGCAAGUAACGAAGCAAUAAAGGCAACAACGGGAACCAGGGACCCCGAUAGCCAAGAUGACGCGCAGGCUUCAACAUCGCAAGCCACGCCUGGCGCGUGCUAUUUAUUCGAGUCGUUUCACGGCGAGGAGGCUUUCUUCCGUGGCUCUAACCUCCCAGGGCGCGCUUGGGAGAUGUGUGCGAGUGUGCCCCAUGUUGAAAAUGUACCCUCCGCGGCUAAACGGGUGCGAGGGAUUAAAAGUGGUGGAAGCACGUUGAUUUCACCGCCGUUGCAAAUCCGCUUAGAACGCUUGAUUUGAGGAAAGUGGGCCGAAGAGAAUUCCUGGAGAAAACGCCGACCACCCCCUUCCCCCGCCCCCCACCACUUCAUUAGAAACAUCUCAAGAACCCUUUUACACCACCCAGGGUCAGUUACAGCUCAGAACUGGAGAAAUCUGCUGUAAAGACUUUCGGUCAGCGGGGCUACAAAAGUCACCCGAUUCGAAAAGCAAUAAAAAAAAAGCCAUAAACCAACCAACCACGGGGAUGGGCAGUGGUGCCAUCACACGUUGGCUGCUGCUCUUUUUAAGUGCCUUACAUGCUUGCCACGUCCCCUGCACGGCCCCGCAGCCGGCAUUAGCGGAUGAGCCGUAGCGGAAGGAGCGGGCCUGCUCCUAUUCCGCUGCCGUGGCACCAUUCCUGUGUAAAGAAACCAGUCCCGUCCCACGAUUAAAGGGAGGUUUAUUUUUUAUUUGUUAUUUUUAAAUGACAUUAUAUUCACAAUAAAAUGGUAUAUUUAUCCUCACGGGCUGCUGAUAUAAUACAUAAAGCAACGCAAAGGUAUUUGCAGCUAGUCCAUCGUGUGGGCGACACUAAUGUGUUUUACGCCGAUUGAGGCACAUCGGCAGCAAGCCAGUAAUGCAAUGAAUGUCCGGGAGCUGUGUUAUAAGCGUGGAGACCACAGCAAGCUGUUGCAACAGAUACGUGAUACGUCGUGUCUGUAACAAUGACUUGGAAAAUUGUUUAUGAACGCACUAAGAGACCCAGAUGACCUUCGGCUGGUGUGUGGCCCCGAAUACCGAACGUGGUGGUUGACAUCCAUCGCAUGUUGUCGUGCACGGCGCACGGCCCACACAGGUCACUCUCCCAACUGAGGCGGAGGAGGAACACGCUUGGUGGUAAUGACGACAGUAUUACUACCGUGUCGGUUUUCCAGGCAGUGCCGUUACUCACCUGCAAUGUGUUUUUUUUCCGAGUUGUACCGCGUGGUGGCUUGACGUAUCGAUCGAUCGCUCGCUCGCUCGGACGCCGCAUUUGGGAAAUUUCACUCGCUGGACGGCAUUUUUUUUGAAGGGGGGCAACUAAACACGCGAAGCGAAACGUCCGCACACCGUGCCGAACAAUACCGGCGGGCAAAACCCGGGGAGCUUUUGACAGUGUUGCCGCUGCGUUAGACGCGAUAUGUCAUAUGCAUCGUAGGCGCGCGAGGCGGUACCGGCUGGAGGUGAUGUGGGUGCCAGGUUUCUUGAAGACGUCCUCUGCUACGCCCGAGCAUGUCGUAAAUCGCCCCAAUCGGGGCACUGAGCACCGGAAAUGAAAAGUGGAACAAAACCUAAAAAGGCCUCGGUGCUCAACAUUGGGAGAAGGGGCAAAUGGUGAGGGGAUAAAACACACCAGCCACGAGCCUUACUAAAAGCCCUAACUAGUUCAACCCCAACCAAUCCGCUAGCCGUUACCCUAAUCAAUGUACUGAGCCCUAUGCAACUCGAACCAAGGAGCAACUAUCAACGUGCACCAACUACCCCCAACUAACUAGACCCGCACCUACGAUUAGCACGGUUUGGCUACGUACGUACGGUGCGAAAGAAGUUCAACGUACGUUCAUAAGGCCGCUUGUACGAGCCCCAACUCUACCCAACUAACUAACCACGACUAUGACCUCUCCCCCGUGACUGCCUCUCAAAGUGUCAUCGCCACCUCCAGUGCUUUAUAACGCCAGGCCCCCCAUUUUCACCGCUUUUCACUUCUGGUGUUGGCCGGUGCCUCGCAGAAGGGCGGGGGUGUGUGGGGGGGGGGCACAGCCAUCGCGUCAAGUUGUGUUAUGGUUCUCUCAAAGAGUUUUAAGAGUAUUGUACAUAAUGAUAUUUUGUCUUAAUUACCUUUCAUGUGUAUCAUUCUUACGUAAGCCGCUCAUGAUUGCUCUAUUCGUGUUCGUCUGUUCGUGUCGUCGGCGUUUUCAUCUUUUUCCAAUUGUGUAAAUACGGUCGGCAGCGACGCUCCUCAUCCGUCUAUUAUAUCAUUAAUAACAGAACUCUGUCAUUGUGUAGUUUGCGGGGCCGCUGCCGAUUUUAGGCCGAAAAUAAAAAUUCCUAUCGUUGCUUAAUAAAAACAAAAAAUAUCUCAAGGGAAACGAC